CACGUAGCGUACUCGACUGAAGACGGGGGGAGCGGCGUGUUACUGGGGGGAGCGUGAAGCGUUAGACCCAUCUUUGGGCUUCGACCUCUCGGUUGCGGGUUUUUGGUCAUCUCUCGGCCGGCGCGGGAGCUGGCCUCGGUGGUACCCGGUUUUUUCCGCUCCUUGACGUCAUCGCGGCCGCAGCGCCCGCCAUGGAUUUUUAAGGCAGAAUGCGUGGCCUCUAAUGCGAUGGCGAUGCAUAGUGCAAGGCGAACCCACGCGCGAGAUUCCAUCCGUGCCACUGCCAGGCAGUUGGGCUCCGGUACCGUCCGCGGUAUCCCUGCGAGCCAGCCGGUACCGUUGCUCCUGUACCGGAGGAGGCAGCCGUUAGCCGCCGCGGCCUCGUAACGAAGAGCCGCAGUCUCAUCAUCGAGUCCAACCACCGCCAGUCACGGGGAUCAUGAAGCCGCAGGACGUGCUCGGGAAGGCCAGCCUCUGGAUCUUCGGUUACGGGUCGCUGGUGUGGAAGCCUGACUUCAAAUACAGGAAGAGCCGCGUGGGCUUCAUCCGCGGCUACAAGAGGCGCUUCUGGCACGGAGACGACUUCCACCGGGGCAGCCAGGCGGCGCCCGGAAGAGUGGUGACGCUGAUCGAAGACGACGAUGCAGUCACCUGGGGCGUGGCGUUCGAGGUGUCGGGCCCGCAGGUGGAGGAGGCCCUCGCAUACCUGAACGUCCGCGAGACCGUGUGCGGCGGCUACGUCACCAAGAUGGUGGAUUUUUUCCCCGGGGAUGAAGGCCCCGCCCCCGUCCAGGCUCUGGUGUACAUCGCCACCUCCGACAACCCGCUGUACCUCGGACCGGCCAGUCCGGAGGACAUCGGGGCCCAGAUCGCCUCCUCCAGCGGGAAGAGCGGCCACAACCUGGAGUACCUGCUGCGCCUGGCGGAGUUCAUGCGGAGCAGCUGCCCGCAGGUGGAGGACCAGCACCUGUUCUCCGUGGAGACUGCGGCUCUCACCCUGUUCCUGGCCUGCUCAUGCGCGGUCCAGCCUGUGCACUAGCGUCCACGGUUCUGUGGGUCCACGUUUGCAUGUGUCCAUCAUCCCUGCAGCCGUUUCUGAAUCCGCCCAGUUCCUCACUGCAUCACAUGUCUGAAACAAUAAAACCACUUCCCAAAAGAGA
Messenger RNA from Oryzias latipes (Japanese medaka), 1160 nucleotides. It is a transcript of the gene chac1, whose product is annotated as ChaC, cation transport regulator homolog 1 (E. coli). The record is from RefSeq and is a predicted model, not a curated record. Gene Ontology annotation, biological process: glutathione catabolic process. NCBI's taxonomy places the organism in Eukaryota, Metazoa, Chordata, Actinopteri, Beloniformes, Adrianichthyidae. Gene Ontology annotation, molecular function: glutathione specific gamma-glutamylcyclotransferase activity. Gene Ontology annotation, cellular component: cytoplasm.